AGAUAUGUAUUUGAAAGACCAAAUAAUCAAAUCACAGAGAGAGUGAGAAAAGGUAUGAGAAGAAAAGAAAGAUGGGAUGGGAGUGUUGAUGGCGCGGCUGAGAACAAGAAAUCAGUAGUGAAGAAAUAUGAAGACUUUGAAAUUGCGACAAUUUGAGUUCCUCUUCCUCAUCUCAACAGCUUCAAAACCCCAACCAUCUAAGCAACACAUUUUUUCAUCUUCCUUUUCUGCUAUACCAAAUCUAAGUGAUACUUAUCUAAACACAAAACCCAAAAAGUUUCCGACACUUACCCUGGAAGAAGUCUGCAAAAUCAACCUCCUAAUUCCACGUCUCUGCCUCUCUAACCACCUAACAACCGCAGUCCACCUAACCACCAUGGCCCUCCUCACUAUCUCUCCCCCUAAUCCGAAAUCCCUCUCGCUUUCCAUUCUCAUCCACUCCCUCACUCUCCGGCCUGACAUGAAACUAUCCAUGUCACUCCUCACCCGCCUCACUCGCAUCCCACAACCUCACCCUUACCCACAUCUAACGCCCAUCUCCACAAUGCUCAUUGCUUCAUAUCUCAAAAGAGAUAGGCCUAAAGAUGCUUUCAAAGUAUACAGCUGGAUGCUGAGGCCUGGCUUUCCUUGUAAUUGUAUGGUAGACAAGACUGCCUAUGGGAUUUUAGUUGGUGGGUUGUGUGCUAGUGGCUCGCUUCUUGAGGGCUUGAGGGUUUUGAGGGAUAUGUUGAGGGUCCAUCUGUUGCCAGGGGAAGGUCUCAGAAAAAAGGUAGUUAGGAGUUUGUUGAGAGAGGCAAGGGUUAAGGAGGCAAAGGCAUUUGAGGAGCUUCUGCCUUGUAUUGGAUUUGUUGGAGGUCUCAACAAGGUGUUGGAUUUGUUGGAUCACACCAUAUCGGAAAUUGGACACACUAGCUAGUACCAGGUGCAUAUUGCACCAGAAAUUGUUGAUAGACAAGUUCAUCUCUUCCAGGCGUUGGACAUCUAUGUCUAUUGUUUUAAAUGAGUUUUGGACUUGAUAGGAUAUGUAGGAUCUUAGACCCUUUUUUUCAAUAGCUGAUGUAAAAAGCCAGUAAGGUUGCAUGAAAAAGAGAAUGAUGAGUAUUUGGAAAGUUUUAUGAGAUGCAGAAAAUAUCAUGUCAAUGUAUCCAAAAGAUAAGGAUACCCUUUUUAUUUUUUCAGUUUCUUCUUGCGUUCUGUCUGAUCUGUCUCUCUUCUUAUCUUCAUACUUCAUACUUGAAUAAAGAAGCAGUAGAUAUAGAAAGCUUAAACUGAUUAACUGGAUAUAUACAAGUAUAGUUUCAUUCAUCUGAUCUUCCUAAGUAAUUGGUCUGUUACAGUAAAUAGUUGGGAAAGAACUAAUAUUGAUUGUCAAAAGGAUUUUCACCAAGUAGAAUAUGAUUAAGAGCCAAUUGGCCCCUAGCAAACAAUUGUUCUUCUUUCAACCAGUUCCACCAAUUGGUGUUUAUGUUAGUUCUGGUCUGAAUUAAGAUUAUACAUUCGUUUUGUUCAACCAGAAAAGGCAAAAAGUAAUCCCCAAAUUCUAACAGCUUAGAAUGAGAUCAAUAUUCUUCCAAGAAAUAUUCAAAUUGGUCACCCACUAAGCGCUUGUAAAGCGUCCCUCUCUGUACUAUACAGUUGUGAUUAGAAGAGCCCCUGAAAAAGCCUCCAAAAUAAUUGCACUAAUAGAAACAAAUACCGAUGCGGAUUCUUAAUUGAAAGGCAUUGACAGUACUUUUUUUUUUCUUUUUUGGCCUGAAAAAGGCAUUGACAGUUGUAUGAGUUCUUACCUCUUAUUUCAUUGGUUAAAACUCACAGCUUUUUCCUUAAACCAUUUUUUCCACAUAUACAAACCUAAGAGAACCUUAAUAUGCGGAAGUGAUACAUGCUACUGCUCAGUCAUACAACAAAUGAAAGAAUGGAGAAAAUAAGAUUAAAGAGGAUUUUUCUAGAUAGCAUAUACUGCCUCGAGAAAUCUUCCUCUUGAAGGAAAGUGCUUUUGGGAAAAUUUUCAUCUAUAAACUCCCAAGAACAUCUUACAUCCCUGAAAUGAUGGAUUUACUCUUUUUAGGUCCCAUCUCUUACAUCACGUUUCUCUUUUUCCCUUAAUUUUCUCUCAUGACCAUUACUCACGUUCAU
This is a messenger RNA of Durio zibethinus, 2136 nucleotides long. Lineage: Eukaryota; Viridiplantae; Streptophyta; Magnoliopsida; Malvales; Malvaceae. The record is from RefSeq and is a predicted model, not a curated record.